GCACAUUAUUUGUCCAGCUGUACAAGAGCUUACUUUUUUAAUCAUAGUGUAUAUACCUAUAUAUAAAUUAUUAGUUUUUCUUUCUGAAAACAUACUCAAAAUGCGGAAAAGGACAACAACCCUUUAUCUACUGUUAAUUGCAGAAUUUUGUUCCUUUAAAAUGGCAUUGUCCAACUUCCAUUUCAUCUCGCUAAAGAAGACACAAGAAGAAGCUAAGGACUACUGUCGAAGGAUGCACACGGACCUUGCUACUAUCAACAAUGUGACAGAUUUAAACAAUCUGAUUGUUUCUGUUCCAAAUAACACUGUCAGAUCAUGGAUAGGAUUGGAGCUUGGAAAUGUUUCAACGUGGCACUGGGCUUGGCCUAAUCAAAAACUAGAUUUCUUGAACUGGAGUGUUGGAGAACCAAACGGUUUGGGUCGAGAUUCAUGUGCAGCUAUGGGUCCACAGGGAGAAUGGUUUGAAAGCGAGUGUGAAACACAAAGGAGCUUUAUUUGUCAUGGCAACCGUGAUGUGCCAAGUGAAUACAUAUUUGUUGCCAACACUAAAUCAUGGAGGGACGCACAAAAGCACUGCCGGGAUUUAUCUCUGGAUCUGGUCAGUAUAGGCUCUGCAGAAGAGAACAAAGAAGUCAGGAACCUGUCCACAGAUCAAAAUGUGUGGAUCGGCCUCUUCCGAGAUGCUUGGAGAUGGUCUGAUGGAAGCGAGUCAUCCUUCCGUUACUGGAAACCACAACAACCAAAUUAUCGCGAUCAGGAUUGUGUUGCUGCUGUGUUCAAAGAUGAUGGCAAGUGGAAUGAUCUAAAAUGUGGAAGUCAACGCACAUUUGUCUGUCAAGGCCCCAGUAAAGUUCCACUAACCACUCAAGCAAGCACAUGGGAAACACUGCCGGCAACUGUCACAACUUCAAAGACCACUACAUCAGAGGGGGGUCCAUUUUUAUCCACAGCACCUUCUUCUACCCAUCAAAUAAAUACAGCUGGUGUCUCAGCUUCCACAACACAGGCAGGGACAAUAAAUACAUCACAGUCAUCCAGUGUAACGCCCACUGGAAGAGGUCCUCCUUUGAUUUCAGGAAAUCUGAUAUUAAUUCGUGAAAACAUGACUUGGAUUGAGGCCUUGAAUUACUGCAGAGAGCACCACUUGGACCUUGUCUACAUCACUGGGCAAAGCACUCAGGAUCAAGUGGCUCAAAUGGCACAGAAUGCCACUUCAUCCCACAUUUGGCUUGGGCUACGAUACACUUGUAACUUUGACUUUUGGUUCUGGAGCGGUUCAUCCGCUAACUGUUACCAGAACUGGGUCCCCGGACAUGGACCACAAGAGGGCCCAUAUGAAUGUGGAAUAACUGGAGCCAUGGUGUCCACUGGGGGGCAGCAAUGGGUGGGCUUGCCUGAAACGCAGAGAUUCAACUUUAUCUGUCAGGAGGACUGCGCAAAAUAGAUUUCAUAUUAUUAUCAUUAUUUAUUCGAGUGUGAAAAUGUGGUUUUGCCAGUUUUGUUGAGUUACAUUCACAGGUUUAAUCCCUCUUGUCCCACUAAGCCAGUGCAAUAGUGAGAGGAUACUUGUGGGCAUAGGCGGAGUUUGACUUUUGGGGCAGGAGGGGCACAACAUGUUGAUGACCCCGAAACACAGUGUCAGCAAUAAAAUUAACUCACAAGAAUAUUUAUAAUAAGUAGAAAAUGAGCGUUAUUUUGUUUAUCGUUAUUCGAUCAAUAAAAGUGGCUUCAAUCAAAAUACAUAUUUUCAAUUGAAAAAAAAGUCACUUCAAUAAAAAAAAUGUGUUUGAAUGAAAAAAAAAAUUAAAACUAAAAAACAAUGCAUUUGAAAGCUAUUUUUAUUUGAAUUA
This is a messenger RNA of Corythoichthys intestinalis (scribbled pipefish), 1850 nucleotides long. Its product is annotated as macrophage mannose receptor 1. Bases 101 to 1444 code for a protein of 447 amino acids. NCBI's taxonomy places the organism in Eukaryota, Metazoa, Chordata, Actinopteri, Syngnathiformes, Syngnathidae. The transcript is spliced from 6 exons. The record is from RefSeq and is a predicted model, not a curated record.